Messenger RNA from Yamadazyma jaroonii, 2163 nucleotides. NCBI's taxonomy places the organism in Eukaryota, Fungi, Ascomycota, Pichiomycetes, Serinales, Debaryomycetaceae. The record is from the annotation of a GenBank genome assembly.
AUGGAAGAUACUCAGAUAGUUGAAGCAAUUGAUUCAAGGAAUUAUCAAUUUGCCCAAUCCUUGAUAUCUUUGAAAACCUCCAAAUACCCCCAGUCAUCAUACUAUCAAGCCUUACAAGUCUAUUUAUAUCAUCAUCAACAUAAUCCUACAACUAAUGACAAAGCCAUAAAAUUGUUAAAUCAAUACCCUACAGAUUUAAGAACAACCAGCUUACUUUCGAAGAUUUUCCUUGAAAGAGGCUUGAAUAAAGAAGCUGAUGCAGUUUAUGAAAAUUUAGUGAAGAAGUUUCCCAAUAAUUGUCAACCUAACUUAUUGCAGUGGUUUGAAAACAGUUUGCAAAUUAACAAUAUAAGAUCAUUACAGAAAUCUACAUUCCAUUUAUCAAAAAAUGGUGAUAACAAAUACAAAUUCUGGGCUGGUUUAGGUUAUCAUUUACUUUGUCAAACCAUCGAAGACGAAAAGCAAAUCAAAUUAUUCACAACUUUAGGUUCAAAGAUCUUACCUAAACCUGAAACUACUCAUGAACUAUAUGUAUCAUCACUUUUGAAUGACAAUGAUACCACCAUUGAGUUGAUUGAAGAGUUUAUGACCACAAAACCUUUGGAUUUAGAUAUCAAAUUGGUUUACCUUGAUCUUAUAUCUGGAGAAAAAUUAUUUUCUUAUACUGAAAAGUUAUUAUUCGAUGAAAAUUUCAAUGAUUUCAAUACCUGGAAAAAGUAUAUUUCAUCAAGUUUGGAAAUAGGUAAAAAGAGAACUGAAAUAGAGGAAAAAAUUCUUGAUUAUCAAAGUACCAGAAAAAAUGCUAAGAGAAAUACCUCUUUGGCAUUAGUUGAAUUAUAUUCAUCUGGUGAUGAAGGUGAUUUCACCAAAUACUGUCGGAUUUAUUAUGAAAAAUUCAAUAAGAAAUUAUGUUGCUAUGAUGAUUUGAAACCUUACAAUGUCAAAUUAACCCUUUCUUCUGUGGGGGAUGAAAUAUCAGUGGAAAAUCUUAAUCAUUCGAUCAAUAAUUAUAAAUUCGGUGAAGGUGAUGCUUGGAUGAUUUAUGAAAAAUAUUUGUCAUUAACAAAGGACAAGGUUAAAACCGAUUUCUACCCUGCAAAUGAGUUGGUUAUUGCUGAUAUCAUGUCACAUAUUGAAACACCCAAGGAAAUUCUUGAAGGAAUCAUCAAACUUCGUCGAAUUACUAUUCAUGAUCCUUUGGAUUUCAGAGUACAGCUCAAUCUUAUUAAAUUGUAUUCUUAUUUCAACAUGCAGGAUUUGAUGUAUUCAAGUUAUGAAACAAUUAAAGUUAGAAUGUUACAAAUUGAUUCCCUUGGUCAUUUCUACAGUGAUAAUUUAAGUUACUUGAACCCAUCAAAAGCUUCAUUGAACCAUUUAGUGGCCAAUUUCCGUUUCUACUUAACAUGUGAACAAGAUAUUCUGGACAAUUUGGUUAAAGCUUUCGAAAAGGGAAUUUAUAAUAAGAUUCCAAAUUUCAUCAAAUUUAAUAAUAGAGUGAUCAAAUCUUUUGAAUAUUACAAUACUGUGAUACAAAUAUGGCAAAUCAUUAGAUUCUGUAAUGACAAAUCUUUCAUAGGAUACUUCCAAUCGACGAUCAAAUCUAUUAAAAUUGAUGAAAUCAUCGAUAAUAGAGAUAGUUCCAUGAGUGAAAUCAAACCUUCACAAACCAUUGAAAAGUUGAAAAUUGAAUAUGCAAAAGAACAUUUCUUAUUGCAACCUAAUGAACACAACUUCAAGAAGUUCAACAAAUUAUUAGAAGGGUCCAAGUUAUCUACUUUCGAUACUUGGUUAUUCAAAUUAUAUUUGAACUUAUUUAGAAUGAAAACCAAACCUCAAGAUACUUCAUCAAAGAAUUAUUUGAUUAAAAAUUUGAAAAUAGCCAAGAUUCAAUGGUCAGAUCCUUUAACCAAAGAUUUCAUGUAUCAAUGGACAUCUAUGAUUUAUUUCUGUAAAACAGCAGAAUCAUUUGAUGAAGAAAUCUCAAAAAUUUCGAAGAGAUUAAAGACGGAAUUAUACUCAUCUGAAUGGAAAGACCAACAGAAAAUACUGUUCAAUGAGUUGAAGAAAGAAAUCAAACAAGUCAUGGAUACUGACUUUGUCAAAGACACUUUGGACAUUUUGAGUGAUUCUUUAAAUAAAGCUUCCUAUAUGAAUAAGAAGUAA